Messenger RNA from Panicum virgatum (switchgrass), 1439 nucleotides. RefSeq names its product bisdemethoxycurcumin synthase-like. The transcript has 2 exons. Gene Ontology annotation, biological process: polyketide biosynthetic process. NCBI's taxonomy places the organism in Eukaryota, Viridiplantae, Streptophyta, Magnoliopsida, Poales, Poaceae. Bases 10 to 1233 code for a protein of 407 amino acids. The record is from RefSeq and is a predicted model, not a curated record. Gene Ontology annotation, molecular function: acyltransferase activity, transferring groups other than amino-acyl groups.
CCAACAACCAUGGCUGCAAGUGCCCAUCCGGACACCGUCCUGUGUGACAUCCAUGAGAGACAGCGUGCCGAUGGCCCCGCGGCAAUACUGGCCAUCGGCGUGGCAUACCCGACGAACUGCAUCCACCAAGACGAGUUCACCGACUGGUACUUCCGUGUCACCAAGAGCGACCACCUCACCGAGCUCAAAGCCAAGAUGAAGAAAAUAUGCGACAAAUCCGGCAUCAAGAAGCGCCAUUUCUACCACACCGAGGAGUUGAUCGGCGGCCACCCUGUGAUAACUGACCGCGCAGCUCCGUCGCUUGGCGCGCGGCAGGGCAUCGCCGCGGACGCCGCGCACAGCCUCGCCGCGGAGGCCGCGUCGAGGGCGAUCGUGGCCUGGGGCCGCCCGGCGGCCGCUAUCACGCAUCUCGUGGUCUGCACCAACGCCGGCGUCCACGAGCCGGGCGCAGACCUCCGCCUCGCCGGGCUCCUCGGACUCCUGCCGGCCGUGCGCCGCACGCUGCUCUACCUUCACGGCUGCUCCGCCGGCGUCGCCGCGCUCCGCGUUGCCAAGGACAUCGCCGAGAACAACCGCGGCUCCCGCGUGCUCGUGGCCUGUACGCAAGCCAACAUCCUGCUGUUCGGCCCCCCGGACGUCGCCCACAUCGACCACCUCGUCAUCAUGGCCCUGUUCGGCGACGGCGCCGGCGCGGUCGUCGUCGGCGCGUACCCGACCGGCUGCCCCGUCGAGCGCCCCGUGUUCCACAUGGUGUCGGCCUCGCAGACGACGUUGCCGGGCACAGACCACGCCGUGGCGAUGAAUCUCAGCGAGAGCGGCCUCACCGACAGCCACUUGUCCGUCGAGGUCCCGGAGCUUGUCCGGGGCAGUAUAGAGCGGUGCCUGGUGGACACGCUGGCGCCGCUGGGCCUCCCGGACGCCGGCGACGGCGGCUGGAACGGGCUCUUCUGGGCGGUGCACCCCGGUGGCCGCGCCAUCUUGGACGGCUACGAGGCCGUCCUCGGCCUGGAGCCUGGGAAGCUUGCGGCGAGCCGGCACGUGCUGAGUGAGUACGGCAACAUGAGCGGGGCGACGGUGAUCUUUGUUCUCGACGAGAUACGCCGCCGCCGGCAAGAUGACGCUGACAAGGAAGGGAAGGACUGCGAGUGGGGAGUCAUGUCGGGGCUCGGGCCGGGACUCACAAUGGAGACUGUAGUGUUACAUGCCACCGGCAGCCAGGAUGAGAAGUACUAAUUGUCUCAGCUUCCUGUAGCAAGAAUAAUGCAAGACAGAUGAACAGCUAGAGUUUGAUGGUCGAUCGACAGCUUGGAAAGCGGAAAGAUAUACUAAUAAUGUUACAAUUUGCUUUAAGGAGUGUGUAUGUAAGUUUAUAACAGAUUUUUACUGAAUGUUGAGUACAGCUAGGGUUUUGUACAAUACAACAUUGUUAUUCAGGGUCA